AUGUGGAUCAGCCAGUUCCCGGCGGUGUUCGAGGCGGACCCCCUCCUGGAGCAGACCAUGGGGGACCUGUGUGCUCUGGUCCGCCUGGACGGAGGGAAAACUCACUCCCAGCUCAUCGACACCUCCGGCCUAAGCCCCCAUGAGAACGUGUCCCAGGCACCUUCACCCUCCGUGAAGAAGAGGAAGGUGUCUCUGAUCUUCGACCACAUGGAGCCCAACGAGAUGGCCGCGCACCUCAGCUACCUGGAGUUUAAGAAUUUCUGCAAUGUCUCGGUAGAUCCGGAGGGGAACAUCUCCAACCCCAAAGGCUCCCAGUUGGUGCACAUGACCCUGAUGAUGCACAGCUGGGUGGUGUCCUCCCAGACCUUCGCCCAGAGGCUCCUCACCUUAUAUCCUCCCCCCCCCCACCCCCCCGGGGGUCACAUGCCCGGCCCGAUUAUCCGGAUCAGGGAACAGCCCCCGCUUUGUUUAGUUGGAGCCCCGGAGGACCCAGAUCUGCAGCUUCAUCAGGCCCUGAGUGAAAUGACAGAGCUGCUCUCGUCACGCAGCAACUACAGCAACUACCGGCGGCUCUACGGCGAGUGCAAGGGCUUCAAGGUGCCCAUCCUGGGCGUGCACCUGAAGGACCUCAUCUCGCUCAACGAGGCCCUGCCCGACUACAUCGACAAGGACAAGAUCAACCUGAGCAAGCUGCAGCACCUGUACAGCAACAUCAACGACCUGCUGGCCAUCCACAGCUACACGCCGCCAUUCGAGGCCAACAAGGACCUCCUGCACCUGCUCACGGCCGUGGCCCCGGUCAAGCCCCCCGUGGUGGCGGAGUGGGGGUCGGGGGCCGCCCCCAGGCUGGACCCGGACACCAUCUCCAAGCACGUCAAGCAGAUGGUGGACUCCGUCAUGAAGAACUACGACCAGAACCAGGACGGGUACAUCUCUCUGGAGGAGUUCGAGAAGAUCGCGGCCAACUUCCCUUUUUCCUUCUGCACCCAAGAAACUGACAGGGAGGGGCAAAUCAGCCGGGAGGAGAUCACCUCCUACUUCAUGAGGGGGAUGUCCGUGUGCGCCAAGCUAGGCUACAACUUCAACGACGCGCACAACUUCCACGAAAUCACCUACAAGCGGCCCACGUUCUGCGACACCUGCGGGGGCUUUCUCUGGGGAGUCAUAAAACAGGGCUACCACUGUAAAGACUGUGGGAUCAACUGCCACCGGCACUGCCGGGACCUGGAGGAGGCCUUCGUCUUCCCCCAGGGCGAGGCGGAGCGGGGGGGCGGGCCGGAGGACGCCCCGCUGUGGGACCGCUCCACCCAGACGGAGCCGGGGGUCUGGACCCCGGAGAGGAGGGACCGCAGGGGGAACGGCCUCAACUCGGUCCCACACGUGUCUCCGGAGAGGAGGGUCCUUACCCCAGACUAG
Messenger RNA from Menidia menidia (Atlantic silverside), 1416 nucleotides. The record is from the annotation of a GenBank genome assembly. NCBI's taxonomy places the organism in Eukaryota, Metazoa, Chordata, Actinopteri, Atheriniformes, Atherinopsidae.